Rotaria socialis is the source of this 1110-nucleotide messenger RNA. The record is from the annotation of a GenBank genome assembly. NCBI's taxonomy places the organism in Eukaryota, Metazoa, Rotifera, Eurotatoria, Philodinida, Philodinidae.
AUGGGCGGAACAAAUCCGAAGCCAACUAUUCCAGCAUCAACAGCUAAUAGUGCUUUGGGUAUAACAACAACAUCAGAUGCCAUAUCGCCAAGACGCCGUAUGAUUCAAAACUAUUUGGUUAUUUGGGUCGAUGGCAACAUUGAUCAAAAUACUGCAGAUUGCCGAAACACAUUGGAGCAACUACGCGCAGUGGUCCGUGAAGUGAGUAUUUGCACAACACCAGCUCAGUGCAUUGAAUUUCUUAAUGAAAUGAAUGACGAAAAAGCGUUCAUCAUUUCAUCUGGUGCAUUAGGAGAAACUCUUGUAAAUGACAUUCACAGCAUACCAAAAGUGGAUGCCAUUUAUAUUUUUUGCGGCAACAAAGCGCGUCAUGAGCCAUGGGCGAAAGAUUGGCCAAAGAUUCGAGGUGUUUUCACCUCGAUCAAGCCAAUAUGCGAAUCGCUGAAAAAGGUCGCCCAUGAGUGCGAUCAUGAUUCGAUCCCGAUGAGCUUCAUUCCGAAGCAAAAAGUGGCAGAAGGGGCAGCAGGCCCGAACCAAAAAAAUCUUAACCAAUUACCGCCAAUUUAUAUGUACUCGGUAAUUUUCAAGGAUAUUAUAUUAGAGAUCGAUGAUGCCGUCUCUAAAUCUAUGAACACCUUAGUGAAAUUUUGCCGAGAAAAAAGUAUUCCUGAACAGGAAAUAAAUGAAUUUAAGCGUAACUACCACCAGAAAUCAGCAGUCUGGUGGUAUACCAAAGAGAUUUUUCUCUAUGGUAUGCUUAAUCGUGGGUUAAGAUCGCUUGAUAUGGAAACGAUGUCCAAAUUAGGAUUUUUCAUUCGAAAACUGCAUCUGGAACUGGAACAAUUGCAUAAGGAGCAGUCGGCAAGUUUCAAGAAAUCUUUUACCGUUUAUCGUGGUCAGGGGCUCAGUCAACAAGACUUUCAAAACCUAAUGGAUUCAAAAGGUGGACUAUUUUCAUUCAGCAAUUUCUUAUCGACUAGUAAGAGAUUAUUCGCAUAUGUCGUUUCUUCUUCGGCAUAUAUGAAUAUUUUGAAUUUGGUGAAGAUAGUAAAAACUGAUGUGACUAACAAAGUUAAAUUACUGAACUUUUCAAACUAUUUACUAUGCUAA